GGGUUUCCGUAAAGCUGCUCUGAGCAGGCACCGUCUCGAGAACAGCCUUUAUUCUUGAGACGGGUGUAAAACUUGUCAGCGGUUCUAUUACAGAGUAAAAAAUAAUACUUGGAAGGAUAAAGGGAAGAGGUACUAUAUAUUAACUCUACAAUCAGACUGGGUCCCAUUCUACUCCCAAGAAUUCUGUCAUAAUGGGAGAUCUCAUUUUGUUUGAGACUGGAUAUAGUUGAAAUCAAACCACACACCAAGAGGGUAUGAUGGAUAAGAAGCCCCCAAAACCAGCUCCUCGCAGGAUCUUCCAAGAAAGGUUAAAGAUUACUGCUCUACCUUUGUACUUUGAAGGUUUUUUGUUAGUCAAGAGGUCAGAAUGCCAGGAGUAUAAACAUUACUGGACAGAGUUGAGAGGAACUACACUUUUUUUUUAUUCUGACAAAAAAAGUCCAACAUAUGUUGACAAGUUAGACAUAAUAGACCUCACAUGCCUUACUGACCAGAAUUCAACCGAAAAGAAUUGCGCAAAAUUCACCCUUGUUUUACCAAAAGAGGAAGUGCAACUGAAGACAGAAAACGCAGAAAGUGGGGAAGAGUGGAGAGGCUUCAUUCUUACAGUAACAGAGCUGUCAGUUCCCCUACACGUGUCACUCCUUCCUGGGCAAGUAAUUCGACUGCAAGAAGUCCUAGAGAGAGAGAAAAGGAGGAGGAUUGAGACAGAGCGGAUACCGAGUUCAGCUAUAGAAAAGGAGCAGGAACCUACUGAAGAUUAUGUGGAUGUACUGAACCCUAUGCCAGUAUGUUUUUAUGCGGUGUCCCGGAAAGAAGCAAUCGAGAUGCUUGAGAAGAACCCUUCUUUGGGAAAUAUGAUCCUGAGGCCUGGUAGUGACAGCAAAAACUAUUCCAUCACUAUCCGGCAGGGGAUAGACAUGCCAAGAAUCAAGCACUACAAAGUGAUGAGUGUAGGAAAAAACUAUACCAUUGAACUGGAAAAACCUGUAACGCUCCCAAACCUGUUCAGCGUCGUUGAUUAUUUCAUGAAGGAGACCCGAGGAAAUUUACGACCAUUUAUAUAUUCAACUGAUGAACGCCUUGAGACCAAAGGAUUUCCUGUAUGAUCUCUAAAACUGAAAAAAAAUGUUUAGGGUGGCGGGGAUUGUGAUAUAAUUGCUUCAUGUCAGUUAUCUAAUACUGUGUAACAAACUACCCUAAAAUAUGGUAGUUAAGUCAGUAACCAUUUUAUUCACAAUUCUGUGCUUUGGCAAUUUGGAUUGGAUUCAGCUGGGCAGUUCUUCGCUAGUCUCACUUGCUGUCACUUACACAAUGGUAAUUAGCUGGUGGCCUGCCUGGGGCUGUAUGUUUCAAGUUGGCAUCAUUCACACAUCUGAUGCUGGUGGUCAGCUGGAUCUGGCUGAACAACUCUUUUCACAUAUUCUCUAAUAAUUGAGUUAGCUCAAGCUCUCCCACACAGAUCUCGGAGCUGUUAAGAAAAGGAUAGCUCAAAUCCUUGGGCUAGAAAUUCUUAGUGUUAAGAAUCAAGUAUGGCCCUGUUGGAGGUUUUAGUAUGGCAGAAACUGUGAAUUAAGUAAAUAAAUUCGAGAGUGAAGUGUCUUAUGUACAGGGGCUGUACAUCUUUCUUUUUAAAAAAUUUAAUUUACAUGCAAUAAAAUUCACUUUUUGGGUGUAUGGUCCUAUGAGUUUUGACAACCACCACUAGAAUAAAAAUACAGAAAGUUCUGUCACCUCAAA
Molecule: messenger RNA, 1740 nt
Organism: Herpailurus yagouaroundi (jaguarundi)
Lineage: Eukaryota; Metazoa; Chordata; Mammalia; Carnivora; Felidae
Gene: STAP1
Product: signal transducing adaptor family member 1
Exons: 11
Coding region: 255-1109 (284 amino acids)
Biological process (GO): cell surface receptor protein tyrosine kinase signaling pathway; positive regulation of B cell receptor signaling pathway
Molecular function (GO): signaling adaptor activity; protein kinase binding
Source: RefSeq, a predicted model, not a curated record